Messenger RNA from Xenopus laevis (African clawed frog), 3899 nucleotides. RefSeq lists its product as uncharacterized. The transcript has 25 exons. The record is from RefSeq and is a predicted model, not a curated record. Lineage: Eukaryota; Metazoa; Chordata; Amphibia; Anura; Pipidae. The coding region runs from base 194 to 3220 and encodes 1008 amino acids.
AUUGUGUAAACUCCCCAAACAGUUCAGAUGCUAAGAGCUUGCUCUAUGCAACACACCUAAUUUUUUCAGUGCCAUAUUCUUGCAUUUAUUUGAAUUUUGUUUUGUUUUGUUAUUUUAAUUUAUAUAUCUUAGUUUUAACUUUUACAGCUUUUGUUUUGUUUGUUACCCGAACAAGAUUUUUUUUAAACUCAGAAUGGACCAUCCAGGUUAUAAGCAAAAUCGGGUUGCCCUGGUUUGUCCUCGGUGCUUUAAAGUCGAUAAAAGCUUGACAACUCAUCUGCGGAGGACAUGCAUGAGAUUUAGCUCAUUGGAAGAGAUCCAUGAAGUUGCACAUACUGCUUGGCGUCGCUUGUGGGACAUUGCAGAGAAGGCUACCGUAUUUAAUCAUCGUGAGAUCCAGAAGCUUACCUCUCCUGCUGAAUUCUCUGCCUUUUUGGAAAGGAAAGGAUUUUUCAUAGUGAACAAACCCCGGGAAACUGCUGAACCUAUAGCAACACCAUCCACUUCUGCUGCUGCUUCAGCCCCGGAUCGAGUAGAACUGGCUCCAGAAACAGGAGCAACCCAUCGACUGUCCUGUCUAAGAAGUGAACCUAUGGAGGACACUACCAUGCUAAGGGAAACUGCUGAACCGAUAGCAAGACCAUCCACUUCUGCUGCUGCUUCAGCCCCAGAUCGGGAAGAAGAGGCACCAGAAACAGGAGCAACCCAUCCACUGUCCAGCCCUGUCCUGUUAAGAAGUGAACCUAUGGAGGACACUACCAUGCUAAGCUUUGUGACUUUAGAAGUGGUGCCUCCUGAACUUGCCAUAGAAAACUGUGAACUGAAAUUCCCAUCAGGGACAGACCUUUCCCAUGCUGUUCCGGCUGCAUCAGUUUCAGAAGAGGAGCAAGGAGCAGCAGAAAAUAUUGAAAUCACAGAGCAUGAACACAUGGACAUUGACAACCCAGAGGAAGAUCAAGGCUUAGAGAGGGCAGCGAAAAUGAAUUGGACUUCAGAAAUAAGGCUGAAAAUGAAGGAAGCUGGUCUGUACAAUCGGCAUCCGUCGUCGGCCCCACUCCUGAAAGCAUUCACAGAUUUUCUGACACAUACAUUGGGUGUCACUAGGUACAAACAGGAGGUGGAAAACUUGGCUAGGUUCCUUUAUUUUAUGAACCCACAAGAUGCUAACUUGGCAUUUGUGAAAGACAUCCAAAGGACCAAUGAGUUUUUCUUGAAGCUGCAAGAGAUUGUCUCGCACCAGACAGUGUUCACUUAUUUGAAGCAUGUGAGGCGAUUCGUAAAAUUCCAGAUCGACAACACCAACUUGUUUGCAACUGAUCUGUCCAUGCACAAUGCCUGCAACAACUUUAUGAAAGCCACGGAUGCCCUUCAAAAAAGAAUCAGUAAAGGAAUAUCCCGGGAAGUUGUCAAGAAAAGGUACGAUUCCUUGACCCAUAAAAUGAAGACACCGGAAGAUUGCCGCAGGCUAUUGUCAACAGCAAAAGGCACAUUUUUGAAAGCCCUGGAUGCUGCUCAAAAGGACGAGACAGAUGAUCAGGUUAAAUUUGAGAUCGUCCAUUACCUGGAGGCGUUGCUGGUUCUGAAAAACUUGCAGAGACCAGGGGUUGUACAGAACAUGACAAACACUGAAUGGAAAAACAGAAUUCACCACAGAUACACCAGCGGUAAUACGCAGAUACGUUUAACUAUCAUUGGCGUGGCAGAGCACAAGACAGCAACACAACAAGUGGCUGCAUUUGCCUUGACAGAAGAGGAAGAAAAGUGGUUCGACGUGUAUUAUCGUCACAUAAGACCGAGACUGGUGCGUGACAACUCCCCCACAGACAUCUUCUUAUCGUCAACUGGGAAGAAACUUCAUAGUGUUUCAAAUGACCUGUGGCGAUACCACCAAAGGUACAACAUUCCUAAUGUGUGCAGUCAGGAUGUGCGGCAAAUGUGUGAGACAUUUACUGUGUCACAAUACACGGACUCCGAGAGGCAUCGGUUUGCUAAGUAUUUGGCACAUACCAAUGCGACAGCAGAGAGGAACUACCGGGAGAAAACUCUAGAUGACAUAUGCCACGCAUACCUGCUGGUCUCUGGGGCAGGUGCAAGCAGCAGUCAUGAGAGUCAAGCAGGCACCUCAAGAAGCAUAGAAACCCCAACUGCGGUUGAAAAACCUCCCACACCAUCUUUCGAAAGUGGAGGUAAACCAGUGGAAAACCAGCAGGAAGUCCAAAGUCGACCAUGCACACCACCACUACCUUUGGAAGAUGAAAGUGACAAUGAGGACCCAAAGUACCACCAACAGGAAGACGAAAGUGAGGAAACAUCCACAUCUUCACAAACUCGAUCAGACCCAGAGGACUACCAACAGGAAGUUGAUAGUGAUGAACCAUGCACAUCCCGCUUAAGAAGAAGAUGUACAGAGGCUUUUGAAAUCGAAGCUGUAAGCAAAGAACCAGUCACGCCCCAUUCAAAAGAACCAGUCACGCCCCAUUCAAGAUGCAAAAGACGGAGAGAAACAGACCAAGAGGAGGAUGCAACUGAAGAACCUCAGAUGUCCAAGCCACAAACAAGAAGAUGUCCAGAAACACACCAACAGGAGGACACAAGUGAUGAACCGUGCACAUCUUCAGGAACUGAAUGGGACCCAGAGGACCACCAACAGGAAGUCGAAAGUGAGGAAAUGUGUGCCUCUUCACAGCCUGAAUCAGACCCAGAGGACUACCAACAGAAAGUAGAUAGAGAUGAACCGGGAACAUCCCAUUCAAGAAGAAGACGUACAGAGGCUUGUCCAAUGGAAGUAGCAACUAAAAAACCAAGCACGCCCCAUUCAAGAAGCAAAAGACGGAGAGAAACAGACCAAGAGGAGGAUGCAACUGAAGAACCUCAGGUGUUCCAGCAACAAACCAGAAGAAGUCCAGAAACACACCAACAGAAGGAAGCGAAAGAAUUACUUCGCACAUCCUGUAAACACAAAAAAGUCGUGAUCAAGGCAGGCCUUUCAAGAGAAGAUCUGUUCAGUGUAAUUGCAAAGGAGAUAUUCCCAAUAAGAAUAAAUAGUGAUCCUCCAGACUUAAAAAAAUGGAGGGAUCUUUCUCCAGAGCAUUGGUUAUACCUGUCUGACCGAUGGAGAAAAUCUCAAAAUUUAAUGCGAAGGAACUAUGUCGCCGAGCAUUUCCAGAAUCGGGAACAUUAUAAGGCACAGAUCAAAAGGUUUUUACAGAUGAUGCAGUGAAACGUCAACAUGCCAAGGAUACCCGAUAUUCUGAAGAAAAUAGCUUCAUUACGUUAAAAAAGGACAUGCUUCAAGAAAUAAGCAAAGACAGUAGUGAAGAGAUGGAAGCGACUGAAAGUAUGGAACAAUACUCUGACGUCACUUUUAAAAGAUAUGUACAUUUAUUAAUUUAUUAUUAAUUAUCUAUGCUUCCUCUGACCCAACAUCCCCCUCUCUCCCCCUCUCUCUCUCCCCCUCUCUCUCUCCCCCUCUCUCUCCACUGUUGAUUGGUCAGCAGAAAUGUAAGUAAUGUUAUUUUUUUUAGGUUUCAAGAAAUAAGCAAAGACAGUAGCGAAGAGAUGAAAGCGACUGAAAGUAUGGAAGAAAUUGACAAUGACAACACGUUAAAGAAUCAGUUUGGACCAGGGAAAACAUCUGAUCACCACAAGUCGGGACAAUAGUGAAGAGAUGGAAGAGACUGAAAACAUGGACACAUUUUGAUUGUAAAUAAUGACAACACGUUAAAGACUAAUUUUUUUCCAGGGACAUCAUCCGAUCGCCAUAAGUGGGGUCAGGGAGGAAUUUUUUUCUCCCAGCAUGAAUUAAAACAAGCUGGGUUUUUGUUUUCGCCUCCCUCUGGAACAGGGAAUAAAAUGUUAACUUGUCCUUAAAGUUUUUAAAUAAAUGAUUAUUUAAAAAA